UGAAGGGAGAUUCUCAGAUCUCAGCCUGCUGAAUAGCUAGGAUGACAGGAGUGAGCCACUCAUUGGUGUCUGGCUUUGGGAGAAGAAUCUUGAAGGAGUUCAAAGAGAUUGGAUCUUGACCGUGAACAAGGGUCUUAACCUCUCUUAACCUCCUGAUCCUCAUCAAAAAUAGUGAGAAAAAUAAUUCUGUUGUCAUUGGAAGGAUUUGAAAUCAGAUGGAAGAUUGAAAGCACAGUAAGUGAGGACAGGUGACAGGUCCUUAUGACAAACCUACCAGGAUUUCUCAUCCUGAGCACCAGUUUCUGGUGUUUCCGACCUGACCAUUCCUUGUUACAAGGUAUUGAUUGUCCUGUGCACUAUAGAACAUUUAGAGCACCCCUGACCUCUACCACUAGAUGUCAGCAGCACCCCCUGCAGUGACACUCCAUGAAUGUCUUUAGAUGUUGACAGUUGGGUCCCCUAGGGAAUUUUGCCCAGGUUGUGAACCUUUAGCAUCUGGAAGGUUCUGUUCAGGAACUGAAAGGACAACAGGUGGCAGCUUCCUUUAGACAGCCCCCAUCCUCCUGGGUUCCUGUUCUAGUGGAUGAAACAAACCCAGAAACCAGCAGCCAUAGAGGAGAUCAAAGAGAAAAUGAAGACUGUGAAACACAAAGUCUUGGUGUUGUCUGGGAAAGGCGGUGUCGGGAAAAGCACUUUCAGUGCUCACCUCGCCCAUGGCCUCGCUGAAGAUGAAAACACGCAGGUUGCUCUUUUGGACAUCGAUAUCUGUGGACCGUCGAUUCCCAAGAUAAUGGGGCUGGAAGGAGAACAGGUUCACCAGAGCGGCUCGGGCUGGUCUCCUGUGUACGUGGAGGACAACCUGGGGGUGAUGUCCGUGGGUUUCCUGCUCAGCAGCCCUGACGACGCUGUCAUCUGGAGGGGACCCAAGAAAAGCGGCAUGAUCAAGCAGUUCCUGCGUGACGUGGACUGGGGAGACGUGGACUACCUCAUCGUGGACACCCCGCCCGGCACUUCUGACGAGCACCUCUCGGUGGUCCAGUAUCUGGCCGCAGCGCAUAUCGAUGGGGCGGUGGUCCUCACCACCCCCCAGGAGGUUUCGCUCCAGGACGUCCGGAAGGAGAUCAGCUUCUGCCGCAAGGUGAAGCUGCCCAUCAUCGGGGUGGUGGAGAACAUGAGCAGCUUCGUCUGCCCCAAGUGCAAGAAAGAAUCCCAGGUGUUCCCUCCCACGACCGGGGGUGCAGAGGCCCUGUGCCAGGACCUGGGCACCCCUCUCCUCGGCAAGGUGCCUUUGGACCCGCACAUAGGUAAGAGCUGUGACAAAGGCCAGUCUUUUUUUGUUGAAGCACCAGAUUCGCCAGCCACAUUAGCCUACAGAAAUAUAAUCCAAAGAAUCCAGGAGUUCUGCGCCUCCCAGCAGCCACACAGAGAGAACCUCAUCAGCUCCUGAAACUCGGGGUGCAGUGAGGACCAGCCAUUUCCAGCCACAGGCCCCAGCAGCAUCGCUCAGGCCCGACAGUGUGAGGACCCGAUGCUGGUUUGUCACUCAGAGCGCCUUCAGUCCCCCUCUUUACACACACACACGCGCGCGCGCGCGUUAUUGUAAAAUAAAAGAUCUCUCCCAGCCUG
Molecule: messenger RNA, 1626 nt
Organism: Dipodomys ordii (Ord's kangaroo rat)
Lineage: Eukaryota; Metazoa; Chordata; Mammalia; Rodentia; Heteromyidae
Gene: Nubp1
Product: nucleotide binding protein 1
Exons: 10
Coding region: 584-1447 (287 amino acids)
Biological process (GO): iron-sulfur cluster assembly
Cellular component (GO): cytosol
Molecular function (GO): 4 iron, 4 sulfur cluster binding; ATP binding; ATP-dependent FeS chaperone activity
Source: RefSeq, a predicted model, not a curated record